This is a messenger RNA of Aspergillus candidus, 345 nucleotides long. Its product is annotated as LYR motif-containing protein. The record is from RefSeq and is a predicted model, not a curated record. Lineage: Eukaryota; Fungi; Ascomycota; Eurotiomycetes; Eurotiales; Aspergillaceae. Bases 1 to 345 code for a protein of 114 amino acids. The transcript has 3 exons. Gene Ontology annotation, biological process: mitochondrial respiratory chain complex III assembly.
AUGGCUUCUGCUGUUCCUUCCGCGCGGAGUGCCUAUCGCCAGCUCCUUCGCAGCACCCGCGUUGCUUUCCGCGAGGAUGUCCGUGUGAUGAUCGGCGCUCGUAAAGAGGCCCGUCAGCAGUUUGACAGUCAUCCGCGGGUAGGCAUCGACACGCCUAUGCAGAUCAACCAUGCCCUGGAAGUGGCGGACAUCUUGAAACACAACCUCGUCCAGGGGGUGAGGGAAGACGGCAAUGAAGACGCCAAAUGGCAACUUCGCAUCCACGAGGAUAUCGAGCGCGGCGAUAACGACUCGAUCAAGAUCGGGGGAAAGAGCGUCAAGGUUGACAAGGCGUGCUCGUCAUAA